AUGGCACCAUCUGUUACAGAGACCGUGACACAAGUCACGGAGAACCUCAAGCAGAAGCCGGUUGCGGACCUCAAGACGCCAGCCCUGCCAACCCUCGAGACCGGACACCGGGAGCCCUUGAAGUUGAGCGGAGUCCUCGAUCAGUUCAAGCAGUUCGAUGUCACGCCAGUCAUUGGAAGAGAAUUUGCCGAUGUCGACCUUGCCGAAUGGCUGAGGGCACCCAACUCUGAUGAGCUACUGAGGGAUUUGGCCAUCACAAUCUCUCAACGAGGCGUCGUCUUCUUCCGCAAGCAGGACAACAUUACCAAUGAUCUCCAGAAGGAGCUCGUCCAACGCCUUGGAGAGCUGAGCGGGAAGCCGGCUACGUCUGGGUUACAUAUUCACCCAGUCCAUAACGGCGCCCGUGGUAGCGGCACGGGAGACGAUGAGAUCAGCGUCAUCUCGUCUGAACAGGCGAAGAAGAUUUACUCGGACCGCUAUCUCAAGUCUAGCAAGCGCCAGAGCCAAAAGGGACAGUGGCAUUCUGACAUCACUUUUGAGCCCAUUCCGAGCGACUAUGCUUUGUUGAGAUUGACAGAGCUGCCGAAGACGGGAGGAGAUACACUAUGGGCCUCUGGAUAUGAGCUUUAUGAUCGUAUCUCCAAGCCGUUGCAAAAUUUCUUGGAUGGCUUGACUGCCUACUACGCACAGCCUGGCUUCAAAGAGGCCGCUGAUAAGAACGGCUUUUCUCUCUUUUCCACUCCCCGAGGAGCCCCCGAAAACGUCGGCGAUGUUCUCGAAGCCAUUCACCCAGUUAUUCGUACCAACCCCGUUACCGGAUGGAAGAGUGUCUUUGCUGUCGGCCACCACGUCCAGUACAUCCACGGCCUGACGGAAGACGAGUCGAAGCACUUCUUGGACUGGUUCGUCCGCUUGAUUGUGGAAAACCACGACUUGCAGGUCCGCAACCGAUGGCAGAAUGUGAACGAUUUGGCUAUCUGGGACAACCGCAGCGUCUACCACGCCGCCACUCCGGACUACAUCAAUGAGGGCCUUGGAGAGCGCACCGGAUCAAGGGCUGUGAGCCUCGGCGAGAAGCCGUACUUUGAUCCUCAGAGUGUGAGUCGCAGGGAAGCUAUUGCCCUAGAAAGAGCAUGA
Molecule: messenger RNA, 1137 nt
Organism: Trichoderma reesei QM6a
Lineage: Eukaryota; Fungi; Ascomycota; Sordariomycetes; Hypocreales; Hypocreaceae
Exons: 3
Coding region: 1-1137 (378 amino acids)
Cellular component (GO): cytoplasm
Molecular function (GO): 2-oxoglutarate-dependent dioxygenase activity
Source: RefSeq, a predicted model, not a curated record